GGCAACGGGCCUGGCUGAGGGUUCUGCUCUCCCCUCCCCACAGCGGGCUGACGCACGAGGCGCACAAGAAGGAGGUGGAGCAGGUGUACCUGCGCUGCUCCGCGGGCACUGUCGAGUGGAUGUAUCCAACUGGGGCACUCAUCGUCAACCUCCGGCCCAACAUCUUCGUACCCGCCAAGCACCUGACUGUGUGCAUCAAGCCGGCCCCUGGCUCCUCGGGGGCCAACGUCUACCUGGAGAAGACAGGCGCGCUGCGGCUGCUGGUGCCAGAUGGUGAGCGUGGCCCCCGCCGGGUGCGCUGCUUUGGCCUGGACCAGGGCAGCCUCUUUGUGGAGGCCUCGCCCCAGCAGGACAUCAGCCGCAGGACCACGGGCUUCCAGUACGAGCUUGUGCACCGGCGCUCCGGCUCUGACCUGCUCUUGCUCUCCGCCCCGUGCAGCCCCUGCAGCGACACUGAGGUCCUCCUGGCCGUCUGCACAAGCGACUUUGUCGUCCGUGGCUCCAUCCAGGACGUCACCAACGAGCCGGAGCAGCAGGAGUCAGCCAUCCACCUGAACGUGAGCAGGCUCUACCGGCAGAAGAGCAAGGUCUUCCAGCCUGACCCUGAGGGGGUUGGCCGCUGGCGAGGCCACAUCAAGACACUGCUCAAGUGUGGCGUGCGGCCCGGGCAUGGGGACUUCCUCUUCACUGGCCAGAUGCACUUUGGGGAGGCCUGGCUCGGCUGCGCCCCACGCUUCACGGACUUCCAGAGGAUGUACUGGGAUGCCAAGCAGAAGGGACUGAACCCGUGUGAGAUUGGCACAGAGUGACCGCCUCCCUGCUGCCCUGCCCAACAGUGCACCACCAGUGCCCACGGAGGGCCCUCGAGUCCCGGGGCAGCUGCUUCCUGAGGAUGCCUGUGGGGACACUUAGCAGGGACUCCUUCAGGGAUGCCUGUGGGGACUCCCAGUAGGAACAUCCAGUGGAGACACCCUGCGGGGACACCCAGUGGGGAUACCCUGUGGGGAUGCCCAGUGGGGACACCCUGCGGGGACACCCAGUGGGGAUGCCUAUGGGGACACCCAGUGGGGACACCCUGAGGGAACACCAGCAGGGACGCCCAGUGGGGACACCCUGCAGGAACACCACGGGGACACCAGCGGGGAUGCCUGUGGGGACACCCUGCGGGAACACCAGCAGGGAUGCCUGUGGGGACACCCUGUGGGGACACCAGUGGGAUGCCUCUGGGGACAUCCAGCAAGGACACCCAGUACGGAUGCCUGUGGGGACACCCAGUGAGAACACCCAGUGGGGAUGCCUGUGGGGAUGCCCAGCGGGGAUGCCUAUGGGGGCACCCAGCGGGGACACCAGCAGGGAUGCCUGUGGGGACAUCCAGUGGGAACACCCAGUGGGGAUGCCUGUGGGGACACUCAGUGGGAACACCAGCGGGGAUGCCCUGUGAGGACACCCCAGGGGAGCACAGGCCUGACCCAGUGCCUGCGCUGUGGAGGUACUUGCUGUGUCCGACCUCAUGCAGUGCAGCUGAGGAUACCUUGACUGACUGGAAGUGCUGUAAAUGCCAACUAAGUUAUUAUAUUUUUUUAAGGACAUGCACAUAGGAAAUACACUCCAUGUCUUAAAACUGCCUGCGGUGCCAUUGCAGACUGCGUUAAAGCCUCGGGGUGCAGUGUCCGGCCUGGCAUGCUCGGGGAGUGAGCCCCAGGUGGCCGGCUGCAGCAGACUGCCUGUACGAGGCCUGUGAAAAGCCCAGGGUUCUGCUUGAGCUUGUUUCUGUGACAGAAACGUAUGGAGCCAAAUACGGAUUUUUUCUUGU
Messenger RNA from Trichechus manatus latirostris (Florida manatee), 1813 nucleotides. RefSeq names its product meteorin like, glial cell differentiation regulator (gene METRNL). Gene Ontology annotation, biological process: energy homeostasis; positive regulation of brown fat cell differentiation. The record is from RefSeq and is a predicted model, not a curated record. The transcript is spliced from 3 exons. The coding region runs from base 120 to 809 and encodes 229 amino acids. Gene Ontology annotation, molecular function: hormone activity. NCBI's taxonomy places the organism in Eukaryota, Metazoa, Chordata, Mammalia, Sirenia, Trichechidae.